Messenger RNA from Colletotrichum gloeosporioides, 1098 nucleotides. RefSeq lists its product as uncharacterized. The transcript has a single exon. The record is from RefSeq and is a predicted model, not a curated record. Bases 1 to 1098 code for a protein of 365 amino acids. Lineage: Eukaryota; Fungi; Ascomycota; Sordariomycetes; Glomerellales; Glomerellaceae.
AUGGAUGAGAAGAAACUAUUGGAUAAGAGGAAGGCGGGCGAAGGGAGGGCAGUCGAGGGGCCCCCCGGCGUCCUCGCGCAGAUCCCCCUCGCGGCGACGACGCCGCUCGCCCAGCUUCGCAUCAUGAUGCGGAUGCUCCUCCCGCGGGCUGUGGAGCAGACGCUUUGGAGGGGGUUGGGGGUGGAGUGGGGACGGAAGUGCACGGCGCUGGAGAGGUUUCUGGGUGGUGAAGGUGGGAGGGUGGGCGUUGUGGUGUUUGCGGUGUUGGUGAAUCAUGUUCGGAGGAUGGUGGUCAAGGGGAGUGUUGUGGGCGGGUUCGGGGGGGUUGUGCCAGGGGUGAAGAUGGCGGUUGGGAGUCCGGAUAUCUUUCUGAAAGAAGAGGUUGAGAAGGGAUGGGGGGGAUGGGGGAAGGUAGUGGGAGAUGUAGUGGGGAUGGCGGCGGGGGAUGUGCUGGUGAGGUUUGAGGAGAGAGGGAGGGUGAAGACGAGGAGGGAGAUGAAGGAGGCGGUUGUUGCGGCUGUUGUUGUGGUUGUUUGGAUGCUUGGAGCCGCGGAGUAUGUCCAUGCUAGGGUUGCGCAUCUCGUUGCUGUGGUGAUUGCGUAUUGGAGGAUGGUUAAUGGCGGCGAGGUGUAUUGGGAAGCGUUGUGGAGGGUCUUCUGUCCCGAGGGACCGUCGUUGAUGGCUGUCAUCAAGGAAGAAGGGUAUGGUGCUGUGGGAAGGGCGUUUGUGCAGGGGUUCUGGGGCAAUGAGCGCCGCCUUCGAAUCCUCUUCUUCCACGUCGAGUUGGCGAUGUAUGCAGUCUACGGUGUCUACCCGUUGUUGAAGCUGGCGUCAAUAAGAGCGCUUGGGAUGACGUGGGUUCGGGGAACGGGGUGGAAGUGGGUUGGGAUCAGUCCGUGGCUGGCGGUGCUGAUUGCGGGGUGGGCCUGGGGAACGGCGUUUGUGGCGCGGUAUUCGAAUAAGUAUUUUAUCGGGCUGCAGAUGUGUGAUAUGGUGUUGGUUGGGUGGUGGAUCGUUGCGGUUGGGGGAGUGUUUGGGUGGGGGUUUGUGAAGCGGCGGGUUGGGAGGUUGACGGGGGUCAAGAGGGUUGGAGGUUGA